AUGUCAUCUCCAGACGGGCAGCGGUACACCCAGACAGAGGUCCCCAGCCGGUGGUUGCCGAGCAGCAGCAGAGCCGGGGUGAUCAUCCACCCCAGCCCGGACCUGGCCGGAUCCUCACCCAUGAAGCCGGACGACUCCUUCGCCUCAGACUUCGCCCCCCUGGCCGGAUCGGCAGACAGCAGCUGCCUGGGUGUGGAUGGAUUUGCAUCGUCACCCGGAGGAGAAGAGAGGGCUGGGAGUGACAGGCGGGGGAACCGUCUCUCCUCUUCCCCCAGAAGACAUUCAGGGGGACAGGUGGAGAGUCUGGAUGAAUCACAGGAUGUGCCCCUAAUUAUGAGGCUAGAAGAGUUGAGGAAAUGGCAACAACACAUGCAGGAGCAGCUGAAGGCCCAUCAGUUAGAGGAGUUGCUACGUCUCCAGGAAGAGCAGCAGAGGUUGCUGGGAAUGAUGAAUGGAUCUGAGCACUGUGAAGGAGAUUACUUCGAGAGUUCAGAGCUAUCGGGAGCAGAAGAAGAGGAGAACUCACUUCAGGACUCUACAUGUGGCCUUCGAAAGGAGCAACAGCCCUCACCCUCAGGGAGACAGGAUUGCCUAUCAAGAGUUCAAAUUCAUGAGGAGGUGGACAACAAUGAGGACUCAGGGAACUCCACUGAUGACCAGGAACAGAGAAAAUCGACGAGCCAUUUUCAGGAGUAUGAUGACACAUUAAUCCCAAGUAAUGGUGUGGAAUUGACUGACGACCAUGAUAGAAAAGGAGAUCAAAUCUCACAGGACAGACCAAUUAAACCAGGUAUCGGGGUUCACAAGCAGACGUUUGAGGAGUUGUUGGAAGAGCAACUAAGGCUAGAGGAUCAGAAGCUGAAGUCUGCUCAGCAACAGCAGAGUCAAAAUGGAGCUGGAGUUGUACAAGCCAAUCCUAAGAGGUCCUUUCUGAAGCGAGGCGAGGGGCUUUCUAGAUUUACCCACAAUCGCAAAGCCUCAUUUCCAAAAAACGAGGCAAAGAAGGACUCUAAACCACAGCCCCAGGCCAGAGUAAUCUCACGCAGCAACUCUGAGCCUGCAGCUAUCCAGAAGGGUGGCACAAAUUGCAUCCAGCGGCUUCCUGUCCAGCGUAAAACCGCCAUACUAAACAAGGAAAAUCGACUGAGAAGCCUCAGUUUGCUCCCUCAGGAACUCAAAGCUGAAAAUAAGAUUGGACGGACAGUUUUAGGUAGUUAUCUAAGGCAGAAUAUUGAAGGAUCAGAAUCUAUUCAGCCUGGCCCAGACUUGACCCAAACCAAACAGUGUCAACCAGGGCAAGUAAAGGAACAGAAUAACAGGACAGUGGGUCUGUGUGCUCAGACUGGGAGGAAACCCGGGCCCUAUAACACAAAGCCAAACCCUGUUACCAAACAGGUGGGCAUGUUGGCAGGGCCGGAGAGGGCCGAAAGUUACACAGCUAAAGACAAAAGCUGUGGAUCAGAAGUGGAAUCAGCAGAAAGAAGACCGGGGUCAGGAAGAGGAGCAGGAGGAGUUCCAGUGGACUCGUUUGAUGUGUCAUUCCAGGAGAAGCUCCACCACUGGGAGUCUGAUCGGCAGAUGGAAAACAUGGAGCUGGGAGAGUUUGAGCUACUGGAGCAGGCAGCUGACGAGCUGUCCUUCUCGUCCAACUCUUCCUUUGUCAUGAAGGUUCUUCAGAUGGACCAGCAGCACCAGCAGCUGCAGGUCGCUCAGGUGCUCUACCAGCGACGGCUCUCCUCCACUCCCAUCAAGUCUCCUCCUAGAGGUGAACUUCAGAGGUGCAGCGGCGUUGGCGGCGGUGUUAAAAGCAGUUCUGUGACCCCAGAGGCAGUUGUCGAGAAGACGAGAGAUGAUACAAUCAAGAACAAAAUGAGCACAGAGGACCACGAGGAACAGGACAUUGGGAGAAAAGACAAACAGGAGAACUCUAAUGUAGGCUCUGAAUUUGAAGACCAGGAAGUGGUGGUGAAACCACCUUUGUUUCCCAGCACCUGUUGUUUCCCAGCACAGUCCAACCCGCCAUAUGAUAAGUGGUCCUAUCAGGACGAGGACAGUUGUAGAGCUUCAGAUGCGACACAAGGUGGUGAUGAUGGGGAAAGUGACAGUGUCUUUAGCAAUCCUGAUGAGUCCACUCUGAUAGAGGACAAAGAUUGGCAGCAGGAGAGAGUCGUGUUUGAUGAUGACGACACAUGGAACAACACCAUUGAAACCCCCAAUGGGAGUAGAGGAGUCAGUCCAGUUCCUGAGGCAACUGCCACUAGCGGUACCCCACCAGUUCGGACUUUGUUGAGGAAGGUGGCAGUGAGCAAAGUUGUGGAGCUGGAUAAGGGCACAGUCAUCGAUUCUGCCAAUCAGAAGCCAGAUCCUCCGACUCCCCCUGCCUCCCAGCUCAUGACAAGGUUGUUUCCUUCGCUGAAGCCGAAGGUCCAGAAUCUCCCGCCUCUCCCUCCCGCGGCUCCUGAGCUCCAAAGAAACGAGGAGACGGGUCAGCAGGUCCAGUCGAGACAGCUGAGGGAGAGACUGGUGGAGCUGGAGAUGGAGAUCGAGAGAUUUAAAAGGGAGAAUUUUGCUCUCACCAAACUCAGACAGGACAACGAGAAAAAACAGGAAAACCUCAGGAGGGAACGUUUGGAGUUCGAUCAGACCAAAGUGGAGGAAACGGCCAAGUUUGACGAGUUCAAGAAAGAGGAAAGCAAGAAACUUCAGAAAGAGCGCAAACUGUUUGAGCAGCAUGUGUCUGCUGCCAGAGCCAUUCCUGACAAGAAGGAACGAGAGGAAAUCCAGGUGUUGAGGCAGCAGCUGAGCUCUGUUCAGGAGGAGCUGAGGAAGAAGGAGAGUCGCUGGUCCUCCACACACAGCCGGCAGCGGCAGCAGAUCGACUCCCUCAGCCAGGAGAACACUUCUCUCCGGGACGAGAUCCAGAUGUUGGAAAAGCUUCGUAUCAGUGCCUGGAAUAAAACCCCUGUCAGUGCAGAAAAGGACAAAGAAACUAAAGACGGCCCGAGAAUAUCUGCAAACCCUGUUUCAUCGGUUACCAAAGGAGUCAAAUUUGCAAGUCCUCUUGAUUCUCGAGGAAGCAGCAUCAUUCCUCCACAGAGCAGCACGGCUGCAGCAGGUCGAAGGAGCUCCGCAGAGAGUAGCCAGGCACCAACAGUAGGGAUGAAGAGCAGCCUGAGGAGGCCGUCAGGACCAUGUGCCUUCUCCUCCUAUUCCUCCUCACUGCCUGUCAGGAGAACAGAGGAGAAGUCAACAGCUGCCAACAAGAGCCAGGACAAACCGACAAACCCAGAACAACCGAAAAGCUUCUUUCCGGUAAGAGACAUAAGCCACAAAAGUGAUUCUCAGCCAAAAGUACCAGAGUGCACGACUGAAGAGGCAGAACCAGCUCAGGAGGUCAUCACACACCCUGAUGGGAAGACAGAGCAGAUACUGGCUGGUGGUGAUCGCCUCCUUGUUUACCCCAACGGCACCAGGAAGGAGGUUUCAGCCGAUGGACUGGCGGUGAAGGUCACCUUCUUCAACGGAGACACCAAACAGGUCACAGCCGACCAGAGAGUGAUCUACUACUACUCUGACGCACAGACGACUCACAUCACCUACCCAGACGGCCUGGAGGUCCUGCACUUCUCCAACAACCAGACUGAAAAGCUUUUCCCAGAUGGUCGUAAGGAAAUCACCUUCCCAGACCAAACGGUCAAGAACCUGUUCCCAGACGGCAGGGAGGAGAGCGUGUUGACGGACGGGACCAUCAUACAGGUCAACCCAGACGGCACCAAGGAGAUACAUUUCAACACAGGCCAGAAAGAGAUCCACACGGCUGAGUACAAGAGGAGGGAGUAUCCAGACGGUACCGUGAAGACUGUCUAUGCGGACGGCAGACAGGAAACCUGCUACCCCACCGGACGACUCCGGAUCAAAGACAAAGAUGGGAACAUUGUCCUGGACAACGGGGCGUAGAGACGCCGUCAACGCAAAUGGAAAUAUUUUAAAUUAUUUUUAAAUCGUAUGUUUUAUGAGUGAGAAAGUUGAGCCCUCUCACUGUUUUAUGGAAACACACAUAAGGGUUGAUUUGUUUACACCACUGUCCUAUUUCAGCCCUCCAUAGAAGUAGGGUUACUUUUUUAAAAUCUAAAAUCUCAAUUGUCCAACCGCCACUACGCCCAUUUGUAGCAGCCGCAGUUUUUAAAAUAGGACCUCACGAUCUGUCAACAAACUUCACUCCGUCCUAUAAAUGUGAAUAUUUUAACAGAGACAGCGACUUGCAUCAACUCAUUGUUUACAUGGACUGCUUUAGUGAGAACUGUGUGCGAGGGGGAAGUGUUUGUUUGCAUUAAGUUCAAUUUGUAAAAAUGUUAAAUACAUAUUUAUUUUU
This is a messenger RNA of Limanda limanda (common dab), 4372 nucleotides long. RefSeq names its product centromere protein J (gene cpap). The record is from RefSeq and is a predicted model, not a curated record. The coding region runs from base 1 to 3957 and encodes 1318 amino acids. Gene Ontology annotation, molecular function: tubulin binding. The transcript has 18 exons. Gene Ontology annotation, cellular component: centriole; nucleus; centrosome. Lineage: Eukaryota; Metazoa; Chordata; Actinopteri; Pleuronectiformes; Pleuronectidae. Gene Ontology annotation, biological process: centriole elongation; cilium assembly.